Messenger RNA from Theobroma umbraticum, 1497 nucleotides. RefSeq names its product beta-glucosidase 40-like. Gene Ontology annotation, biological process: carbohydrate metabolic process. NCBI's taxonomy places the organism in Eukaryota, Viridiplantae, Streptophyta, Magnoliopsida, Malvales, Malvaceae. The record is from RefSeq and is a predicted model, not a curated record. Gene Ontology annotation, molecular function: beta-glucosidase activity.
AUGCAUAUGAGAGAAGGCCUUGCUUUGGCUAUAGCAUUGGUGGUUCUUGGAAUUCAGGCAGGCUUGUCAGAGAUUAACAGAGCCAGUUUUCCAAAGGGCUUUGUUUUUGGGACUGCCUCUUCUGCAUUCCAGUAUGAGGGAGCAGUGAAGGAGGAUGGAAGGGGACCAACUAUUUGGGACAUUUUUUCACACUCAGGGAUAAUAAUUGAUGGCAGUAAUGCUGAUGUUGCUGUGGAUCAGUACCAUCGCUAUGUUGAAGAUGUACAACUUAUGAAGGACAUGGGGAUGGAUGCUUAUAGGUUUUCAAUAGCUUGGUCUCGGAUAUUCCCUAAUGGCAUGGGAGAAAUAAAUCAGGCAGGUGUUGAUCAUUACAAUAAUCUUAUCAAUGCUCUACUUGCUCAAGGAAUUGAACCAUACGUGACCCUUUACCAUUGGGAUCUUCCUCAAGCAUUGGAGGACAAGUACAUUGGAUGGCUUGAUCCACAAAUUAUAAAGGACUUUGCUACGUAUGCCGAGAUAUGCUUUGAGAAAUUUGGUGACAGGGUGAAGCAUUGGAUCACAUUUAAUGAACCUCAUACAUUUACCAUACAAGGCUAUUAUGUAGGACUUCAAGCACCGGGGCGCUGCUCAUCUAUCUUGUGCAAGGUUGGAAACUCUUCAACCGAGCCUUACAUAGUUGCCGACAACGUUCUCCUUUCUCAUGCAACUGCUGCAGACAUUUACAGGAAAAAUUACAAGGAUAAACAAAAUGGAUCAGUUGGGAUAUCAUUGGAUGUUAAGUGGUAUGAACCAGAGACGAAUGCUACAGAAAACAUUGAAGCAGCUGAAAGGGCCCAAGAUUUUCAGCUUGGCUGGUUUCUUGACCCAUUGAUCUUCGGAGAUUAUCCAAGCUCAAUGAGAAGCAGAGUAGGAAGCCGACUUCCCAAUUUUACUAAAUCUGAGUCAGCUCUUCUUAAGGGGUCAUUUGAUUUUAUUGGCAUCAAUCAUUACACUACAUAUUAUGCAAGGGAAAACGCAACUAAUUCGCUAGAUGAUUUACUUAACGACUCUGUGACAGACGCUGAUGCCUAUACAAUACCUUUCAAAGAUGGGAAGCCUAUAGGAGAUAAGGCAAAUUCUAUAUGGUUAUACAUAGUACCCCGCGGCAUGAGAAGCCUAAUGACAUACAUCAAGGAGAAGUAUGGAAACCCUCUAGUCAUUAUCACAGAAAAUGGUAUGGAUGACCCAAAUAGCUCACUUAUCCCCAUUGAAGAUGCUCUGAAGGAUGAGAAAAGAAUCAAAUACCAUACUGAUUAUUUAACUAACCUGCUAGCUGCUAUUGAGGAAGAUGGUUGCAAUGUCAAAGGAUAUUUUGCAUGGUCUCUACUGGAUAACUGGGAAUGGAUAGCCGGGUUCAGUUCAAGAUUUGGUCUGUAUUUUGUGGACUACAAUGACAACCUCAAGAGAUACCCCAAGGACUCAGUUUCAUGGUUCAAGAACUUCCUGGCAUCUGCUUAA